ACAGAUUCGCAUUGCGAUGGUGAGAGAUGUUGUUGCAGCGAACAGUUUAACCCACCAGUACAUGUCGCCCUGACGGUUUGAUCCAGUUAUGGAUGAGAUGCUUUCGUCUACCCUAAGCUCGGCGAUGGCAAUGGUUUAGAUUCGUCGAGGAGACUUGGACGUGACCACUGGUUGCGGGCUGAAGUUGGUUAUACAUAUAGCAAUGCGCCCACCGGCACCUACCAACAGGAGAAGUGGCAUUUGAGAGGCCAACAGUGAUGGACAGCUUGACAUUUACAACCGACUCAUGAUCUCCCGGAAACAGCUCCAGGAAGAGGGAGUGUGCGCCCGAAAUAGGCUCGAUGGUGCUUCUCUCCCAACAGAGAUAUGGGAGAUACGGGCCGGCUGGCUGGCUGGCUGGCUGGCUGUGAGUGAAGGAAAAAGGUGCUGCCGAUCAUUCUGAAUUGUCGACGAUUCGUUUAAAGUUCUAGAUGUUAUGCAUUGCGACCUUCUCUGCACAAACUUGCGGGUGCUGUCCUGGUGUUGUGUCCACGAAUCGGAUGGGGUUGAAUUCUUCAGGUUGUCGACACGGGCAUGAAGUCGAAAACGCACACUCAUGAGUUAGACAACGGCGUGGGCGAUCAACUCUCUGGUAUUGAUCGAAAUCGAGCUGUCAGAGGAUAUUGAUGGAACCAGUAAGCUUGACCGUUUCGCUCGCUCAAACUCUGCUCCAGACGGUGACUCGUGCGAUUACAUGGUGGAAUCAGACGGAAAACGCCGAGGUAGCCGAGGAGCUCAGCUUGUUUGCCAAGAAUCUCAAGCAUAACAUUGGCGUGCUGAGCUGGAGAAAAGUGGCCAAAAACACCACCUCAACUUACGCAAUUGAGGCUCUACAGGGGGAUCUUCGGCGAGGGCAGAAGGAUGCAGAGAGAAUUUUGAUGGAAAAUGUCGUCGAGUCCUUAUGGCACGCCACGAAAACGAUGUCCGAGCUCUUGCUGAUCCACCAGCGAGUUAUAACCUCGUUCCAAAUCCAGCUUUUGCUCAUCAUCGUCGAUGUGACUCUCGACAACAAGGAGAUGCAGAAGUUCCAUGCUGCAGUGGACCGCAUGCAAGCGGAGUUAGUCACAGCGUACGCGACCACGAACGCCGCCUCGACCCGGAAGGAGCUCAAGGCUCAUAUGCGCAAGGACUUGCAAGAGAUGUUCGUCCCGCUGCUGGCGGCGAUGCGAUCUCACGGCCAAAGCAUCGAGGAAGUGAUCUGUAUCAUCAAAGGAGACGAGCGGCAAGCUCAGACGGAUGAUUUGGAGAAAAUCUUUGCCGAUCUGGUGGCGGCGGCUCAUGAAAGGGACGGCCCCGGCAGCAGCAGCAGCAGCAGGAGGGACAAGACGACGGCGAUGGAGCCAGUGUCGAGCUCGGGAUUUUACAAGUCCAACACGCUCAAGUGGUAUCACGACCCCAUCACGUGGGAGGUCAUGUGCGAUCCGGUGAAAGCCAGCGAUCGGAGAACGUACGACAGAUGGACACUGAUUCACCAUGCCAGCAGUAUGAAACUGAGCCCAUUCGACAGGAGCCCGCAUCUGCAGAUCAUCUUCGAUGACAUCGACGUGAGGAGUCGAUUGUUUCAGAAGUACCCCGAGCAGGAGGAGAUUUAUCGGACCCUGCGCAGUCGGUACCGGCAGCAAGCUCUGGAGAAAGCCAACGGGGAGGAUUGCAAUCCCGACGAGGUGCUCGUCAUGCUCAACCACGUGCUGGCCUGGGCGGAAAACGACGACGAGUGUCGUGCCAAGCGCGAUGAAAUGCUCAUGCGCGUUUCCCGAUCCAACAACGACGACAUGCUCUCGUCUUCGAGCUCCGGUUCCGUCUCCAACAACCCGAUGCAAAUCUCAUCUUCAAGUAUGUAUGGCGGCAUCAUCAGCACCACCAUUUACAGUGCUCGAUAUAUGUCUUCGCGUGCACCUGCACCGCAUCGAGCCCACUCGUUUGAUACAUGGCUUUGAAUGCUCCUCAUCCUUCAUCUUCUUCACUUUCAUGGCACAUAUUCGAGCAUAGACUCUCCGGAAUUUCCCCAACUCAUGUCAUGGCUGGAACGAGCGUAUGCGGAGAAGACCAAAGGAGACGCGGCAUUCUCGGAAGGGAACUACGGAGAGGCCGUGGAGUACUUCACUUCGGCCAUCUUUCUUGCACCCCUGAGCGAGUCUCUCUACUCGAAACGUUCUGCAUCGAACGCGUUCCUGCACAAUUACCAAGAAGCUCUGGAGGACGCGAAAAUCGCCUUGGAGUUGAAUCCCGACUGGGCUGAGGGCUACUUGAGAUUGGCGACGGCCUAUCAGGGAAUGAAAAAUCAUCGGGAAGCCAUCGCUGCGUACAAGAAGGGGCUCGAGUCCGAUCCCACCAAUGAAGCGAUAAAAUCAGGGCUUGCAGCAGCGCAGGGGGCGCAUUGGAAAGAGAAGGGGUUCAAAUUCAUCUGCUCGCAAAGUCAUCUGCUCUAUCUCGUUAUAUCAUUCCUGACCCUCCGAGUCCUCCAGAAGAUAUCUCCAUAAUCGAUGAUUUUCUUUCGACAGACAGACAGACAGACAGACAGACAGACACCACGGUAUGUAUGGAUUGUGUUGAAGCUUCUCACGAUUCGUUGGUAACAAGCGUGUAACUGUAUAGAUGUACAUUACAGUGUAUUUGCUACGGGAAAUUGAGAACCUAUGCGGACAAACGACACUUUUGCUUGCCUCUUUUCUUAAGAGACAUCCAAGGCCUGCAAAUUUCGAUGUGGCAAAGAACUACCGGCUUUCUAUGUGACCUUCCACUCGAAUUCUCAUUUGUUCAGUGAAACUCAAAUGUCCGACUCAGAUGCUUAUCACUCCACAUAUGUUCCUCAUUCCUCAUCUGACGUCCGUUGUUUACACCUUUCACGGUGCUGUUGUGGCUGCCAUCAUCCUUGAACUUGUGGAUCAGACUGUAUUGAAACUUCAAAACGAACAGAUCAAUUCACAGCAAAGGCUUUCACGAAUUUCAUUGACUAAAGCGUGAGUUGAUUAACGCUGUCUUCGUGUCGAAAGGAAUUCCCUGUCAGUGUCUAACUUACUGUGGCUUGAGUUCCACGCAUCAAGAAGAAAGAGAGAGUGGACGAGCCAAUUGUGACGAGAAUGAGAUCAGCUUCGUUCUUGACCGAACGCGCCUAGAAGGUGAAACAACGACUGGACAUUCUAUCCUGUUGUAAUUUGAG
Molecule: messenger RNA, 3199 nt
Organism: Marchantia polymorpha subsp. ruderalis
Lineage: Eukaryota; Viridiplantae; Streptophyta; Marchantiopsida; Marchantiales; Marchantiaceae
Source: the annotation of a GenBank genome assembly